AGACUAUCUCUUCUUUCUCUUUAAAAUAGCGGAGCUCUUUCGGUCCGAUGUUUACAAACAAUAGCAACUGGGGCGCCAGCUGGAAGUCGCGGACGCUUGUUCACAAAUCGAAUGGACAAAGAACUUCACUCUUGUUGCCAUAUAUAAAUAAGUAAAGUUCGGCUAAUCGCCAAAUAGCGCCUAGCUGAAUGAGUGGCGGGGCAUCUUUUGCUGCCGGUAAUUGUUUAUUUAUUGGGUUUGCUUGUCCGAAUUGCGCCGGUCCCAAUAGUCGCCGUGGCUCAACAGCCGGAGUGGGGCAGUAGUUUUUAUAUCGGGAGCGGAGAUGUUUCGAGCACUAACAGAAUGUCGUUAACAUGCCUCGGCUACUUCUCUUUGGUAGACCAUUCUAUUUCGCUGAUCAUCAAGCAGGCUCAGACCAUUGCCAAUCCACUACACGCUAUCGAGCUUAAACUGCUCAUCGAAACAAGACUGCAGGACCUAGCCAAACUAAAGGAGCUGACGUUAAGUGAACGUGCCUCGGACGACACUCUCGAAGAAAUUAUGAGAUUAGAGACAGCGUUACAUCAAGCUUUAGCAAGAUGCCACUUAUUUAUGGAGAACAGGGAAAUGUAUGGCAAAUUUGUAAUUCAUAAGCAUAUGCUCCGCUUCAACGAAACUAUAGUCGAACGAUGGAGCCGCCGGAUUACACGAUUGAGUUAUUUUGCAAUACCAGUUUUGCUGGGCAUCCUUGCCUUCCGAGGACUCCGCACGAUCGGGCCCCAUAUUCGGAGCUUAGAUUUAUAGCUACGUUUAACGUUAAAAUCACUAAGGAAGCGAUCACUCUUUUGAAUGAAAAAAGUUAUCGAUAUUUAUUCAAAGAUGUUGCAUAAUCUUGUUUGUAUUCAUCAAGGUUAGCACACCGUGAGAUUUGCCGAGUAACACCAGUUCAAUUAUCCAUCGCGGUCCUUAUACAAGCUUCAUCCAAACUUAAAACUAAACUUAACAUAAGUUUGGGUGAAGCUUGUCUAAGGACCGCGAUGCAUAAUUGAACUGAUGUUACCCAGUAAAUAUCACGUUAUCAUGUAUCAGUGUCAAAACUGAUAAACGUUUGUUUGUUAACCUCAGUGUUUUAAUAAAGGUAGAGAAAGUGAGAUAAAUUACUUUAUUGUACUUACUUGGAAUGCUCUUUUGAUCCAUUACAGGCCCUUGUGUGGUAAUAGAGCAAUUUAUGAUUUCUAGCCAUAGUUUUUAUAUACAAUUUCUAGCACGUAUUUAAAACCCGUACAGUCUUUAACUGAUAGAUAAGGGU
Molecule: messenger RNA, 1288 nt
Organism: Varroa destructor (honeybee mite)
Lineage: Eukaryota; Metazoa; Arthropoda; Arachnida; Mesostigmata; Varroidae
Source: RefSeq, a predicted model, not a curated record